AUGCACGACGAACACCCACAUCCGCUACUGGCGCAGGUGCCUCUGACUGUCUCGCCCUUCCUCUCGCUCCCGCACAGCGUACCACUGCCAUACUCCUACGUUACCCUCCCGUCGACCCUCCCGCCCUCGAUCCUGCAAGCCAACCAGUCCAACCCCUCCGAACCGCCGCAGUACAUCCAAUCCGCAAGCGGGCAAACAGCACACCCAGACCAGAUCCUGCGCAGCUGUACGGCGCUGCAAGAGCACCUUGCCAAACUCGAGGCCGACGCGAGGAAGACGCUCGACGAGUACAAGAAGCGCAGAGACGCUGAGGAUCUUGCGGAGAAACGGAGGGUUGCGCCGGGAUGGCUGGAUAGCGGGGUGCAUAUCUUGAAGCCGGAAAACGUGGAUGAGGGGUUGAAGGCGCAGGAGCAGGGGCUUAUGGAUGGGGAUGGGCAGGCUCAGGGCCGAGGGCAAGGUGGAGGGGCUGCACAGUCAAGAGAGGCGGAGGAGCUGGAUAGGGUUUUUGGCGGGAUGAGCAUGAACAAAUGA
Molecule: messenger RNA, 531 nt
Organism: Boeremia exigua
Lineage: Eukaryota; Fungi; Ascomycota; Dothideomycetes; Pleosporales; Didymellaceae
Exons: 2
Coding region: 1-531 (176 amino acids)
Source: RefSeq, a predicted model, not a curated record